This is a messenger RNA of Magallana angulata, 6174 nucleotides long. RefSeq lists its product as uncharacterized. The record is from RefSeq and is a predicted model, not a curated record. Lineage: Eukaryota; Metazoa; Mollusca; Bivalvia; Ostreida; Ostreidae. The transcript is spliced from 13 exons. Bases 802 to 1299 code for a protein of 165 amino acids.
AGAAAAAGAUUUACCGAGAGAAAUUUUCAAAAAUAUUAUUAACUAAGAAGUAGUUAAUUAAUAAAGAUUGCAUUGAUGUCUAUGGGGACAAGCACAUUUUUAAAAAUAAAAAAAACCCAAAUUUUUAAAAUAUCAAUAAAUGCUUCGGUGGCAAGAUGCAUUUCAUCAUUAGGAAUACAAACACAACUGAAAAUAAUUUUUACACCGUAUAUAUUUUUAAGAAUUAAUUUUUAUAAAUUAAAAGCAAAGGGGGGCAACUCUUCAAGAAAAGGACAAGGUCAUUAAUUAGGGCACAUUUUGCUCUUACAUACUGACACUUAAACAUGAAAAUUAUGUCAAAGUAUACUAAGUAUGAAGCCCAAAGAAAUCUGUUAUGCAUACAAAUUCAUUGAAUCUGAGGCUAUUGUGGAUCGGAUACCUUAAGAUCAGUUGCUCUUUUUCACUUGUAUAGUGGAAAGAUAGCCGACUAUUCUAUGUAUGAAUUGACUUAUUGUAGGUACAAUAGUCAGGCCUCCACCCUAUAUUUACAAAUGUGACAUCAUAGUAUCAUUCUCGUUUGGCUUUCCGGAUGUUAUCAGUUCCUUCUGAUGUGGAUUCUGACCCAUUUAGUGUAUCAAACUACUUGCCAAGUUUUGAUUCUGAAUCAGAUGAAAAUAAGAAGGUUUUGGAGUCCGAAUCCACCCCAAAUUCAUUGAGAGCUAGCCGCAACGCAAUGGAAAAACAGGACAUCUUGACAGAGAAAACAGUGAGCAUUUUGAAGCAGAGCCCACCCCAGUUUCAUUGAGAUUUAGCUGCAACACAAUGGAAAAACAGGACAGCUUGACCCUCAGGGAAAGCAGUGAGCAUUUUGAAGGAGAGUCCACCCCAAAUUCAUUUAGAUCUAGCCGCAACACAAUGGAAAAACGGGAAGUCUUGACCCACAGAGAAAACACUGAGUAUUUUGAACGAGAGUCCACCCCAGAUUCAUUUAGAGCUAGAUGCAACAUAACGAAAAAACAGGACAUCUUGACUCUCAGGGAAAAAAAGUAUCUGUAUGUGCCAGAAUUGUUUGAAGUCCAGACCAAUUCCAUUGUUCAAGAGGAGGGAAACUUAGCUGCAGAGAAAUCUACAUGUGAUAGUCUUCAUUCUAAUAAAGGCUCACAAGCAUGUCAAAGUGGCAUAAUGGAUUUUGUUGAAAAUUCAAACCUUAGCACCCUAUCCGAGGAAGUUUCAUACCAUUGUUUUCCCUCUCUCAGUUCCUAUGAUGAAAGCAGUCAACUUGAUAGGGUCAGUGUCGGAGUUACGUGUACACAAUCCUAAAGGUCCAAGUACAGCACCUGAAUCACAUGUGACUGAAGAAGAUUUGAUGUCCAAACCCUGCAAGAAUCGAAGUGCAAAUGAAUCGGAUGUUACACCACAAGAGUGCUCCUUUGAGAUCGAAGACGAUGAUGGAGCUAAAGUUCUUGCAAGCCCAGUUGCAGCCAAGAAGAAUAAAAACAGCUCAAAUGAUAUAUCUUUGUUGAAGGUUAAAUGGUCUAAAGAUGAGACGGAAGCAAUCAAAUGCUUCCUCCAAGGUACAUCUUUGAUAGAAAAGACAACAAUACUGGUAACCUACCUAGUAAAAGAAAAAUCCAGGAGUUUUUGGAAAAACAUAAAAUGUAUUCAUUGGAAGGGCUUGAUGAGAGGACCGAAAUUAUUGAAGAUUAGAUCUAAAAUCUUCAACGAGAGAAAAACAACAAGACUUAGGACAUUCAAAAAAUUAACUGAAAUGAAAUAAAUGAACAAGCAACAAUGAAUCUCAUCAUUUUACAUGUAAUGUAACUGUAAUGUAACAACAAGACGUAGGGCAUGUAUGAUAAUAUAUUUUUAGCUCACCGAGACGAAGUUGGUUGGAGCUUAUGCAAUACAAUCGGCGUCGGCGUCCGGACCUGGUAAAAGUUUUUGUUGCAGGUCCUCUAUCUAAGUUAUUACUUAUCCUAUCUUCACCAAACUUGCAUGGAUGAUGCAUCUGGACCUUUUUAUGAACUUGAAAGACUUGGAUGCUAAAUCUGGGCCAUGAAUUUCAGAUGCUGGAGGAGGUUAAGGUUUUUGGAACAUGUUAAAGUUUUUGGUGCAGGUGCCCUUUAAUGGCAAUUUGUAAGUUACUACUGAUCCAAACUUGUGUGGAUGAUGCGUCUUAUGAUACUGAUGCACCAUACAGGCUUGAAUGCUGAAUCUGAGCCAUAGGUUUUGGAUGCUGGAGGAGGAUAAGGUUUUUAGAGCUGGUUAAAGUUUUUGGAGCAGGUGCCCUCUGAUGAUUAUAUCAUAGCUACUACUGGUCCUAACUUCAUCAAACUUGCAUGGAUGAUGCAUCUUAUGAUACUGAUGCACCAUACAGGCUUGAAUGCUGAAUCUGAGCCAUAGGUUUUGGAUGCUGGAGGAGGAUAAGGUUUUUAGAGCUGGUUAAAGUUUUUGGAGCAGGUGGCCUCUGAUGAUUAUAUCUUAGCUACUACUGGUCCUAACUUCAUCAAACUUGCAUGGAUGAUGCAUCUUAUGAUACUGAUGCACCUGACAGGCUUGAAUGCUGAAUAUUAACCAUAGGAUUCCGAUGCUGGAUGAGGUUAUGUUUUUUGGAACAGGUCACAUAAUUGAUAUAUUUAGUACUAUUUCAAAUUUGCAUAGUUGAUUUAACGAUAAUAUAAAUGAAUUGCAAAGGUAGCUUCAGAUGCAGAGCCUGAUCUCUAUUAUCAAGGAUGCUAAAAAAUGUAUCUUAAUAAUUACUGGUCCUAACUUUACCAACUUGCAUCGAUGAUGCCUCUUAUGAUACUGAUGCAUCUGGCAGGCUUGAAUGCUGAAUCUGAGCCAUAGGUUUUGAAUGCUGGAUGAAAUUUAGUUAUAUUUGAACAGGUCACAUGUUUUAUAGAUAAAAGCUUGCAUAAUAGUUAAUUUAACUAUAAUAUAAUGAAUCAUAGAGGUAGCUUCAGAUGCAGAUCCUGAUCUCUAUUAUCAAGGAUGUUUUUAAAAAAUCUCCUACCUCACUCUAACCUGAUUGAUAGAUGUGUUUGUUGUGAAAUGAUAUAACAUGAUAUAUAGUAUUGUAUGAUUUGAUACACUAUUGUUUUAUAUGAUACAAUAUUAUAUCAUAUAUUAUAUUAUAAAAAGUUAUCAAAUACAAAGUGAUAUUGUAUCACUAUUUUUGUGCAUUAUGAUAUGAUAUUGUAUCAUUAUAUUGUUAUGUAAAGUAUUUUUUAUAAAGAUGCAAUAAUGUAUGAAAUGAUAUUGUAUUAUAUUCUAUUUUAUCACAUGCUAUUGUUUCAUAUUAUAUUGCCAUACAUAAUAUGGUAUAAUAUGAUAUGAUGUUGUAUUGUGGUAUAUAAUAUCUUAUCACAUGAUAUGAUAUUGUAUAAAAUGAUAUUGGUUUAUAUGAUAUAUUAUUGUAUCACAUGAACUUGUAUUAUUUGAUAUUGUAAUGUAUCAUAUGAUGCUAUUCUGUAUCAUAUAUUAUGAUGUCGUAUUAUGUGAUCAAAUGCAAUAAUGUAUAACAUGACAUGGUGUCAUAUCAUAUGUAACAAUAUCAUAUUGCAUCAUUAUAUAAUACAGUAUUUUAUUUUAUUAUAUGAUAUGUAUAUUGUAAGUAUCAUAGGAUGCAAUAUCAUAUUUUAUAUUUUGUAUUGAUUAAGAUUGUAUCUUAUAAUACCAUAUGAAAUGAACAUAUGAUUAUCAUACAAUUUUUUAACAUAUGAUAUAGUAACAUGAUAUUGUGUUGAAACAGUAUCCAUGGAUAUCAAAGAUCAUUAACUGAAAUUUUCAUGUAAUAUGAUAAAAGUGGUCUCAUAAAGGUGGUGCUUUAUAAAGGUGAUGCUUUAUAAAGGUGAUGCCUCAUCUAGGUGCUUUGUAAUCUGUGAUUACCUUUAUUUCUUAUAAGGCAAGAGAGUGGCCCCUAAACGUGAUAUGUAUUGCAGAAGACAUCCUAAUGUCUUUAUGUUUGAAAAAAAAAACAAUAUUUUUUUAGCUGCAUAAUCCUUUUCGUCCUUAAAUAUUUUUUUAUGUCAUGCAUUUGUUCAGUCAUUUUUGUUCCCAGAGUAACUUUUAAACUUCUUUGUCAAUUUCUUACAUGUGUACUUAUUAUAAAUGUUAUUCAUUAACAUUUGUUAAUGAAUGGUUCAAUCAAUACAUGAUCUUUGAUCACCUUUUUUGAUUGUUAUAUAUGAAUUAUGAAGAAUAAGUAAAUCAAUAUUAAGAACUUUAUUUUCUUGAAAUUUAUGAAAUUUGAAAUAUAAAGGUUGAGAAUAGAUUAUGAAUAUUUUGAUUUCAUAAAUUUACAGAUCCUUACAUACAUGAUUUCGUUGCACAGAAAAAAAUGAAACUGUAUAAUUGAACUGUAAGUUCACCAAAAUAAUGGACAUGUUAUGUACAUUGAAUUUUGAAUGCCAAUGAUUGCUGUAUUAAUAAAUUUGAAAUGAAUAAUUGUUUAAACUUUCAAAAUUGAACUAAUGUUUACACCCUGAUCCAUAAAUUAUGAAUGAAAUUUAUUUGAAAUUAUUUUUGAUGAUUAGUAAAGUUUGUUCAUGAACUUGAAAUGUUUUUUUUUCAUUUAUUUAAUAUGUGAAAUUCUAAAAUACAUUAGGACACAUGUAGAAUGGAUUGAAUUGAGAAGAUUAUCCUCAGUAGGGACGUAAAUUAAAAAUGCUUCAUGUUUUCCCCAUUUUCACAAAUUUUGUGACGCGAAAAAAACCCUAUAAGACUGAAGGUUUUUUCAAAAGUGUGGGCAUGAUCAAUACAGGUUUGGGUAUCUCCACACAGUGAAAAGGGCUUGCAAAUCACGAAAGUUAUGGUAAGUAAAAAAUGGUCUACCUAAACCCUAAUUAGGUAAUAUGUUAAAAAAUGUAUGAUCGGUUUCCCAUAGCCGCACAAGACAAUAGCAACAUAAUAGAGGGAUAAUAUAGUAUAUUUUUGAGGGCUAGUAGUAAUGAAAAAUCAACAGAUGUGAGAUUAUUGUCAUUCCACAGACCUCUAAAUGACCAUCUAUGAAUAUUAAAAGUCCACACCAUCAACUAUGUGAGAUAUUAGCAAAGCUUACAUAUACAUGUGCACAGUGACCUUGCAUUAUAUCGUAUUUCUAUGUUGCGUGGCUAUAAAAAAUGAUAGAGCACUUGCAAAUCAUGAAAGUUAUUGUAAAAAAGAAUGGUCUACUUAAGCCCUAAAAAUAUAAAUAUAAAAAUAUAUGCAGGGUCUCCUUAAGCCUUAUGAGAGAAUAAAAAAAUAUUAAGGAGACCAUUUUUAGCUCACCGAGACGAAGUCAAGGGGAGCUUAUGCUAUACCCCCGGCGUCGGCAUCGGCGUCCGGACCUAGCAAAAGCUUUUGUUACAGGUCCUGUAUCUAAGCUAUUACUUGCCCUAUCGUCACCAAACUUGCAUGGAUGAUGCAUCUGGACCUCCUUAUGAACUUGAAAGACUUGGAUGCUGAAUCUUGGUCCUAAAUUUCAGAUGCUGAAGGAGGUUAAGGUUUUUGGAGCAAGUUAAAGUUUCUGUUGCAGGUGCCUUUUGAUAGCAAUAUCUAACUUACUCCUGGUCCUAACUUCACCAAACUUGCAUGGAUGGUGUGUCUUAUGAUACUGAUGCAACAGACAGGCUUGAGUGCUGAAUCUGAGCUAUAAGUUUUGGAUGCUGGAGGUGGUUUAAGUUUUAAAGAGCUGGUUAAAGUUUUUGUUGCAGGUGCCCUCUGAUGAUAAUAUCUUAGUUACUACUGGUCCUUACUUCACCAAACUUGUAUGGUUGAUGCGUCUUAUGAUACUUAUGCACCAGAUAGGCUUGAAUGCUGAAUCUGAGAUAUAGCUUUCGGAUGCUGGAGGUGGUAAAGGUUUUAAGAGCUGGUUAAAUGUUUUGUUGCAGGUGCCCUCUGAUGAUAAUAUCUUACUUAUUACUGGUCCUUCACCAAACUUGUAUGGUUGAUGUGUCUUAAGAUACUGAUGCACCUGACAGGCUUGAAUGCUGAAUCUGAGCCAUAGGUUUCGGAUGCUGGAGGAGGUAAAGGUUUUUGGAACAGGUCACAUGAUUUUUUAGAUGAUAAACUGCAUAGUUGAUUUAACUAUAUUAUAAAUGAAACGCAGAGGUUGCUUAAAAUGCAGAGCCUGAUCUCCAUUAUCAAGGAUGCUAAAGAAAUCUCCUACCUCACUUAAACCUGCUUGAUAGAAAGAUGUGGUUGUUGUUAAAUGAU